UCACCACAGCGAUGGUCGGCCCGAAAAGGCCACUACGGACUAUGAACGGGAGGAAACGGGACGCCGCGGUGGGUUUUCUCGACGAGAGAGGGCGCCUGAACGCCUGUCAGAAUCCAAGGAUCCCUUUCAUUCUCUCUACAUAUUGCUUGAUGAGAGGCAUUAUGGCUCCCAAAGACAUAAUGACAAAUACUCAUGCUAAAUCCAUCCUCAAUUCCAUGAACUCCCUCAGGAAGAGCAAUACCCUCUGUGAUGUGACACUGAGAGUGGAACAGAAGGACUUCCCCGCCCACCGGAUCGUGCUGGCUGCCUGCAGUGAUUACUUCUGCGCCAUGUUCACCAGUGAGCUUUCAGAGAAGGGGAAACCGUAUGUAGAUAUUCAAGGUUUAACUGCCUCGACCAUGGAGAUCCUGUUGGACUUUGUGUACACGGAGACUGUGCACGUGACGGUGGAGAAUGUCCAGGAACUGCUCCCCGCAGCCUGCCUGCUUCAGCUGAAAGGCGUGAAGCAAGCCUGCUGCGAGUUCUUAGAAAGCCAGCUGGACCCUUCCAACUGCCUGGGCAUCCGGGACUUCGCUGAGACUCACAACUGUGUUGACCUGAUGCGAGCAGCUGAGGUUUUCAGCCAGAAGCAUUUUCCUGAAGUGGUGCAGCAUGAAGAGUUCAUCCUUCUCGGCCAGGGAGAGGUGGAGAAGCUCAUCAAGUGUGACGAGAUCCAGGUGCCGCCUGCUUGGUGUCCGCUCUCUAGGGCGGCCAAGGCCCAGGUGGAUUCUGAAGAGCCGGUCUUCGAGGCUGUGAUCAACUGGGUGAAGCAUGCCAAGAAGGAGCGGGAAGGGUCCCUGCCGGACCUGCUACAAUACGUCCGGAUGCCCCUGCUGACCCCCCGCUACAUCACAGACGUCAUAGACACUGAGCCUUUCAUCCGCUGCAGUCUGCAGUGCAGGGACCUCGUUGACGAAGCCAAGAAGUUUCACCUGAGGCCUGAGCUGCGCACUCAGAUGCAGGGGCCCCGGACAAGGGCGCGGCUAGGAGCCAACGAGGUACUUCUGGUGGUCGGUGGCUUCGGAAGCCAGCAGUCUCCCAUCGACGUGGUGGAGAAGUAUGACCCCAAGACACAGGAGUGGAGCUUUUUGCCAAGCAUUACUCGGAAGAGACGCUAUGUGGCCUCGGUGUCCCUUCACGACCGGAUCUACGUGAUUGGCGGUUAUGACGGCCGCUCCCGCCUCAGCUCCGUGGAGUGUCUGGACUACACGGCAGACGAGGAUGGGGUCUGGUAUUCUGUGGCGCCAAUGAAUGUGCGACGCGGCCUGGCUGGAGCCACCACCCUCGGAGAUAUGAUCUAUGUCUCUGGGGGCUUUGAUGGAAGCAGGCGCCACACCAGUAUGGAGCGCUAUGACCCAAACAUUGACCAGUGGAGCAUGCUGGGCGACAUGCAGACGGCCCGGGAAGGUGCCGGCCUCGUGGUGGCCAGUGGGGUGAUCUACUGUCUAGGAGGAUAUGAUGGCUUAAAUAUCUUAAACUCAGUUGAGAAGUACGACCCCCAUACGGGACACUGGACUAAUGUCACGCCAAUGGCCACCAAGCGCUCAGGUGCAGGGGUAGCCCUGCUGAAUGACCGUAUUUAUGUGGUGGGCGGAUUCGAUGGUACAGCCCACCUUUCUUCUGUGGAAGCCUACAACAUUCGCACCGACUCCUGGACAACCGUCACGAGCAUGACCACCCCGCGGUGCUACGUCGGGGCCACCGUGCUUCGGGGGAGACUUUAUGCAAUUGCAGGCUACGACGGGAACUCCCUGCUGAGCAGCAUUGAGUGCUACGACCCCAUCAUCGACAGCUGGGAGGUCGUGACCUCCAUGGGCACUCAGCGCUGCGACGCCGGCGUGUGUGUCCUCCGAGAGAAGUGAUGGGGCGAAGGGACAGUUUGCAGAGAACCAAGGGUCCUUUCCAGAAUGUCUGUUUCUCAGUGUGGGGAGGGGAUUACAGGCUCAGCGCCGCCGCUCUGAUUGCGCUUAUUUGACACGCCCUGGCGUUGAGGGUGUCCCCAAGGAGGGUGGGCAGCAGAUACUCGAGGAAGGAGGCCGCAUCCUGCGUGGGUGUGAUGGGCCAGACCCCUCUCCUCCUGGCUGAGGGGGCACUUGGGCCUCACCUUUAACUUAGAGACUAUACCUUUAAGUUGUGCCUCGUGUGCUGUGGAGAAUUAAGGUGAAUAUGAACUCCAGGGUGUGGGCAGUAUCCAGCCUCGAUGGUUGGAAGGGUACCAACUCUCUUGGUUUUCCAAGAAUAAAUCUAUACUAGUCUACAGGUAGCAGGGGCAACACAGUUCUGUUCUGGAGGAAAAAGAGGGAAGAGCCCUGUCAAAACCUUGGGGGCCUCGGGCGUGGGGGAACUGGAUAUCCAGUGCAGGGCGGGAGCUGGGUGCGGUGGGGUGUGAGGGAACCCGCAACACGUGGAAGGCUGCGGGGGCGUGUUACCUGAGGGUCUUUCCUGGGCCGUAGAGACAGAGCAGCAGAGCCGGCGCGUGUUAGCUGAGCAGCAGUGAGGAAAAGUGGGCCUUCUGUGCGCCGGGGACAAACUGUGACUUCGCCGUUGCCUUCCCUGCCGCCGCGCCUUUAUCCCAGGAAGGUUUUCCUCUGUUGAAUCAAGGACUGCUUUCUCCACUGUUGCCGUCAGUACUGUUUAUAGGGGGAGGGGAGGAGCGGGGGUGGCAGCCGCCUAGUUCAGCCACCUGAUAACUCCCUCAUUCGUGUAAGGGCAUACUUCUGCUAAGGAGACGUUUCUACUGCUGUGUUUUGUACAUGUUGUCCUUUCUUAUUAGAACACCCCUUCCCUGUCUUUAGACUGGAUCUUACUCAUCCCAGGACAGAAUAAUCAAUGACAACCGAAAUCCAUUUGUUAGUUUCAGUACCUCCUGUCCUUCUGAACUCCUCCCGAGGCUCCCUGUGUUGUGCAGUGACAUUCCUGCUCUGAGAAUUGGGAGUGUGGGGACAACAUGGUCACCUAAACAAGAAUGCACUUUCCUUUUGCUCUGAAAUUCCUUUUUUCCCUCUUUCCCUGAGUUGUAUUGACCUAAAGUUCAUUUUGUUUGUAUUUUUUUAAGAAAAUAUUAAAAAAAAAAAAAAAAA
This is a messenger RNA of Odocoileus virginianus texanus, 3119 nucleotides long. It is a transcript of the gene KLHL12, whose product is annotated as kelch like family member 12. Gene Ontology annotation, cellular component: COPII-coated ER to Golgi transport vesicle. Lineage: Eukaryota; Metazoa; Chordata; Mammalia; Artiodactyla; Cervidae. The record is from RefSeq and is a predicted model, not a curated record. Gene Ontology annotation, biological process: protein monoubiquitination; COPII vesicle coat assembly. Gene Ontology annotation, molecular function: protein binding.